Hirsutella rhossiliensis is the source of this 1275-nucleotide messenger RNA. RefSeq names its product putative fer4-like domain in RNase L inhibitor. Gene Ontology annotation, molecular function: rRNA small subunit aminocarboxypropyltransferase activity. NCBI's taxonomy places the organism in Eukaryota, Fungi, Ascomycota, Sordariomycetes, Hypocreales, Ophiocordycipitaceae. Gene Ontology annotation, biological process: maturation of SSU-rRNA. The transcript has a single exon. The record is from RefSeq and is a predicted model, not a curated record. The coding region runs from base 1 to 1275 and encodes 424 amino acids.
AUGGUCCGCCACAAAAAGGACUUUGCCGCCCGCGGCCGCAAAUCCGGCCAUCGCGGAGGCGGCCCCGGACGAGCCUCGGGACCCCGUGACGGCGACGCCCCCGCGCCACCCGCCUUCCGCGCCGCCUGCUGGGACCUCGGCCACUGCGACCCUAAGCGCUGCUCCGGCAAGCGGCUGAUGCGGCUCGGCCUCAUGCGCGAGCUGCACCUGGGCCAGCGCCACAACGGCGUCAUCAUCACCCCCAAUGGCAAGCAGGUCCUCUCCCCGGCCGACGCGCCCCUCAUGGACCAGCACGGCGCCGCCGUCGUCGAGUGCUCCUGGGCCCGCACCGCCGAGGUCCAGUGGGCCAAGGUCGGCGGCAAGUGCGAGCGCCUGCUGCCCUACCUCGUCGCCGCAAACACCGUCAACUACGGCAAGCCCUGGCGCCUCAACUGCGUCGAGGCCCUCGCCGCCGCCUUUUACAUCUGCCGCCACCCGGACUGGGCAGAGCAGGUCCUCGCCCCUUUCCCCUACGGGCCCUCGUUUCUCGACAUCAACCGCACCGUCCUCGACAAGUACGCCGCCUGUGACGACGACGCCCACGUGAAGAGGACAGAAGCCGAGUGGAUGGAGAGGCUCGAGAGGGAGUAUGCCGAGAGCAGGGAGCGCGGCGCUGACGACAUGUGGACGAGCGGGAACACAAACCACCGGCUGCCCAAGUCCUCGGGAGACGAAGAAGAAGAAGAAGAAGACGACGACGACCAAGACGCUCAAUCACAAGACGGGCGGAGCAUCGACGGCAUAUACCUGGGCAAACGGCCCCUGGACCCCACACCCGCCGAAGCUCAAGCGACGGCGGAACUGGAGCACCCAUCCAACAGAGACCCCUUUGACAUAUCCGACGACGACGACGAUGCCGCCGCCAUGGCGGAAAUCCGCCGCAAGGUCCUCGCCUCCAAGACCUUUUCCAACCCCAACCCCGACUCCGGCCUCGACUGCUCCCAACAAGGCGGCGAUGGCAAGAAGAAGCCGGCCACCAUCAGCCGGCCCCAGCAGCGGCAUCAGUUUGCCGUCGACCUCGACCCGCAGCCCGACUCGGACAACAGCAGCCCCAGCGAUAACGAUGAUGACGAUAAUGACGAUGAUGAAGACGAUGAUGACUUUGACAACAUCAUCGAGGCGACGCCCGUGACGGACAAGAUUGGCCUCGCCAAGCUGGAAAAGGAUAGGAGUCGAGCCACGGUCUCGAGCAGGACGUAUUCCUCCAACGCCGUCUCUGCCCCGAGUCGGUGGUAG